AUGUCGCGCCCUUCCGUACGCCCCUCAAAGCAGAACGACAAGUCCGACUGUAAAGACGGGUCUCAGUCGUCACGUAUUGACAAGCGUGCUCGCGAUGAGCACAACGAACAGGAGAGAAGCCGUCGAAGAGAGCUUGCUGUCAUCUACGAACUUAUUCGGUGCAGUUUUUCACAAGAGGACCUACGCCAUUUGGGUCCCGGUAAUGCUCCCAAGUCGAUUGACAAGUUGUCCUACCCGCAAGUCCUGCAGAUUGCUUACCACGUCGUACGCGAGGAGAAUCAUAACCUACAGUUGUUUGAGAGGACUUUGGCCGAAAUCAAGAGGAUCGAGAAGGAGUUUUUGCGUGUUGGACUCCCCGUGCCGGCUCGCCCUGCGUAUCCUUCCAUCACAGAGACAUACCGCAAAGUGGUCAACAUCGUCGACAACCUUCUAAAGCAUGACAAAGCGUAAGUCCACAUGCACCUUUUGUCAAUGGUUUGAAAAUGCGCACGAUGUUGAGCACUCGGACAGACAACGGCCAUCGAAAUCCGUGUUUUUGUAUUUAAAGAGGUAGACGGCUUUUGAGAUUUACAUUCUUUGGGGCCAAAAUGUAGGUCAGCAGCGUUCAGCACCUGUUUCUGACUUACAAGAAGGGUUUUUAUUGACACUUAUUGCUAAGGGCCUUCUGGGCACAGGCGUCCUAGUCGACUAGCAGACUCUCCUGUUUUUGGACUUUUGUCCAGAAUAGGCCCAAUUUCCGAUCUAGUUGCGACUGAAUCAUAGGUUAUCUUAUGACCCGAAUUCUCGCUUCCCGUAAGUCCUGAAUUGUCUGGCAUUAUCUUCUAGUCGUUUUUGCCAGUCAGUACCUCGUUUUGUCCUCUUUUAUAUCUCGGUUACCUCAUUUUCCUUUUAUAGAGCACGUUCGAUUGAUGGCAGUUAUGAAACCACACCAGCCCAACGCGCAGCUCUUGGAGACUAUCAGUUGGCAUUCCUUCGGCCAAAGAACUAUCACGAAGGUCUCUCCAGUCCCCCUCCAUAUAACUCUUAUGUUGCACCUCCCAUGCCGUCAUCGCGGUCAACCAGAAGUUACAGCUCAGUGUCCACCCGUCAUUCUUUGCCGCCGGUGUCCUCUCGUCCAGCUGAGUCUCAGCCGGUCUUUGUUUCCCCUCCUGUCAGUUCCGCCCAAACAGCCCCGCCGAAAACAACUGUUCUACCGCGCAUCGGGACGGUUUUCAAAAAUGACUACGACCUCAGUUCGUGUCUCCCCACCCCUGACGACGAUGUGAUCUCAUCACGCACUAUGCAACACUCGUCGUCUACUGCAUCCAUGGAGUACAUUGAUGAGUUGGAUCUCCCCCCAGUCGCCGACUCCCUUUCUGUGGAAGAGGAUCUUUGCUUUUUUGAUCAGCCUAUCCAACAUAAUACAUUUGCUCCGGACGAUGCCCCUAUAUUUCCAGAGAUUCCUUUGUAG
Spirometra erinaceieuropaei is the source of this 1450-nucleotide messenger RNA. NCBI's taxonomy places the organism in Eukaryota, Metazoa, Platyhelminthes, Cestoda, Diphyllobothriidea, Diphyllobothriidae. The record is from the annotation of a GenBank genome assembly.